AUGGCAGCUUCGCCGUCGAAUACGGGACGAUGCGAUCAGUGUGAACAGUUCUUUGGCCAGCUCGAUCGCUACUGCGAUCCCGAUGAAGCGGUACAGGUUCGAUCGGCCAGGUUCAGACGCCUCGAGAAUGGCGAGAUGGUUGCUGAGGGUAACGAGUGCCAGCCUUGUGAGGAGCACCGUUGCGUGGCUUCCCGACCAGGUGCCCGAAUGCCCAAGGAAGGUUUCGAUGUUUCGGCCUACCAAGAGCAGCAGACGUAUGCUGACAAGUUUGCAGAAGCUUGGUGGCUCCCUCUCGACGUUUUCAUCACGGAAGCAGGUGGCAAUCCCUUGCAAUUGAAAACGCAGGAGAAAAAGAUCGAGUUUGCCUUGAAAGUUGGUGCGAAGCGCAUCAGCUGGGAUGAUGGCCAGCCCGGGGUCAUUCAAAACCUUUAUGCAGAUGGACGCAAGAAACUGCAUAUUGGUGUGAAGAGCGGAACAACGAAACGCCAGGAGGAUGCGGAUGCUGCCGGGAAUGCUGAUUUGUGCGAAGCAAACUUUGCGGCUGCGAUGGGAAGCCACUCGCUGCUUAUGCAGGGUUCUGCGGACAUCCAUCCUUCCAGGCUGGUGAAUCUCCCAGAGCCGUCAGACGUCGACUCUACCAUGGAGGCUGCCGAGGCUUCGGCAAGUCGCCCGGAUGAUCGCCGUGGGAUGAGUUUCGGAGUGUUUGAUGCUAUUCCUCACGAAGCGGAAGAGCUGACGAAAACAGCUCGAACGGCCGAAGCCAAGUCCAAGCGCCGCAGGAUGGGCCAGUCUGGAAAGAGUGCUGGUGUUUUGGAUGCACCGCUUCAGCUGCCAAACUUCGGCAACCUGUCGCAGCCGCCAUCGCAGCUGCUGCCGAGCGCUUUCAAGCAGCCAGGGGCAGUGGGAGCCGGAUCGAAUCGACCUUCUGGACAGGCCUCCCCGGGAGCGGCGCCGACCAAGAAGACUACUGAGCUCAUGCAGAAAGCCCAGGAAGCAUUCAAGAAGCACCAGGACACCUUCACUGACUUGGGCAUUUGGGGCAACAAGAUCCGCAAGAGAACCCUCGAGCAGACUGUGAAGAGCUUGUCGACUUUGUCAUCCCAGCUCCUCGCAGCCAAUCACGAACCAGCUACCGAAUUGAGCUGCGCGAUUUCCGCAUGGUGUGACUCUGCAGAGGCACGUCACACGUGCCUCACGAACAUCCGCGCAGCCCCCUUCAGCUACCUCAUGGAGCCGUGCACGGAGCUAUUGGAGCCAGUCCAGAUGCUGUCCAUCCCGAUGCUAUCCAACAUCAUCCUCUUCGUCGCGGCUGAGUGCUUGAAGCUUCUGGACAAGGAGGACAGAGAACACGACGGCAGCGCCAAGUUCUUCAAGCUCGCGAGCUGUUCCCGCCAGGACUUUCUCAAUGUGGGCAUUGUGUACUCCGCUGCAACGCAGCAGACACCGCAGAGCUCCCGAUCGGAUACUGGCACGCUUAACAGCGUGGCCGCGAAUUUGCAGAGCCAGUUGCUGUCCUUGUGGCUGGACAAAGUCGUGCGGUGCAAGACCGCUGAUCGCUUCCGCAUGAUGGUGGGCAUGUGCCCGGUUCCUCGCAUGGAGCUUCUCAGGCUUCCUUCGGAUUGGAAGCCAGCGCAAACGGACCUGGAUUGCACAGCGCUUGCUCAGUCCUACACCUCAGCUGCCAAGUUUGACAUGGCAGCGCUGAGGCUCAUGGCAACCUCAGACUGGAGCAAGGACCUUGUGGAGUGCGAUGGAGACAGCCAGCAAGCGGGCUAUCACCGCUGCCAGUGUGGAGAAGAAGACCGUGCUGCCUUUGUUGGUCGAGGACCCCGGCACGAUUCGGAGAGCCAGCAAUGGACUGGCAAUGGAUGUGAUGUGAUAAGCUGGAUGGAUAAGGCGGCCCAGAUCGGGGUCGACUGUGCCCUCAGCGCAAACGAAGAUUUGAAGGCAGUGCCGCAGACGGGAGAUAUUGAGAAGGACAAGAUCGACUCACUGCAGACAAGUAUCGCUGCCGUGGAGCAGUUGCUGAAGGAAGUCGGCUGGCGCGUGUUGCCAGACGCCUGCCGGGCGCUGCAGGCAGAGACCUUCUUCUUAGCAGAGCCGGCCCCGGAAGUUGUCCAGUUGGCCAACACAAAAGUUGCAGCCCUGGGCAAGUGGCUGCAGUUCUUUCAGGUCAGUCCACAAGCUGACCGCUUGCACGCGGUGAUCGGUGACUUGUUUGUGGACUUCUGCCACGUGCACAACCUUGCGAUGACCAUGGAGAAGAAGAUGACGGCUGAGGCUUUGGCAACGGCUGUCAAGAGUUUGCACAAGCUCAACGCCAAUCCCAAGAUUGGCGACCUCCGUGCUCUUUUGGCAGAGUACGAAGCCACUGGUCGAGACGCAUCGCGGGACGACGAGUCUGUGACAUCUUUGUUGGCAGCCGGACGGAAGCUGAUUGAGAUUUUCGAUGGCCCCCAGAGGCUUGUGAUCCAAGAGUCAUGGCUCAAGGCAAUGCUCCGCGACGGCAAACGUGCCGAUCUCGAGCUGUUGGACAGCACCGUGAUAUGUGUCUUGGACACCGCCGCCGGGGAGUUCUGGCGAGCUGUGCAAUGCGUGGGAGAGGCGUCUGAGCGAGAGGCCAAAUUCCUUCCAAACGAAGGAGAGAAGCUGGAUUUGUCCAAAGGCAAUCUGAAGGAUUUGGCCAUGUAUUGUGUGCAGCUUCAGACUGUCAGCGCUCCGGAGAUGCACCGACUCGGAUUGCCCGAUGUGGCCGACAAGCAGGCGGCUGCUCGAUCCCACCUCAAAGAUGCGUUCACGUCGCUUUGCGAGGAGGUUGCUGCCACGAGGGAGUCUUUGAGCAGCCCGUACACUUCCUUCAAGAACAUCCGUGCUGCCGUGCAAGAGUGGAAUGAGGACCAGAUUCGGCGUUUGCUGCCUAAUCCCGACGAGGAGGAGGCCGGCAUGGCCCGCACCGCAAUCCAGGAUUUGAUCGUUGGUUGCAAGCAGCUGCGUGAUCUGGAAGAAGCCUACUCGGUCCUUGAGGCUUGGGAACAGGACGCCAUUUACAAGCACGCUGAGGUUGAACCCUCGUGGAAGUCGCUGCGCGACAUGGUGAAGAAAGCCCCCACGGCUGUCGACAUCUUCCUCGUGGUCGCAUACAUCAUGGGCGCGGACAUUGCGAUGAGCAAGGUCCAAUCCAACACGCACCAGCAGGUCACGCAGUACUUCCAGUUCUGCAGCACUCAGCUGAAAGUGGCGAAGAAGGACUUGCCCAAAACCCUGACGGACAGGCUAGAUCAAGUGGUCAAGGAGCGAGUGGUUGAAAUUGAUAUCGACCGAUACAAUAAGCUGAGGGUUUAG
This is a messenger RNA of Symbiodinium necroappetens, 3342 nucleotides long. Lineage: Eukaryota; Dinophyceae; Suessiales; Symbiodiniaceae. The record is from the annotation of a GenBank genome assembly.